Messenger RNA from Psilocybe cubensis, 2988 nucleotides. RefSeq lists its product as uncharacterized. Bases 1 to 2988 code for a protein of 995 amino acids. Gene Ontology annotation, molecular function: phosphoric diester hydrolase activity; protein binding. NCBI's taxonomy places the organism in Eukaryota, Fungi, Basidiomycota, Agaricomycetes, Agaricales, Agrocybaceae. The record is from RefSeq and is a predicted model, not a curated record. The transcript is spliced from 8 exons. Gene Ontology annotation, biological process: lipid metabolic process.
AUGAAGUUCGGAAAGCAAAUACAGGCCCAACAGGUUCCAGGAUGGUCGAGCUACUACCUCGAUUACAAGUUUUUGAAGAAAAUCAUUUCCUCGCUAGCUGCCAAUCGGCCGGCAUCAGAGGCAGCGGCGUUGGCGUUGGGGGUUCGUCCUCAUGAUACUUUGAUUCAAUUGUCGCCACAGCCAAUAUCGCAGACUAUACGUCCAAGUCCUGCAGCGUCCCCUGCGGGCAGCCCUGGUCAGCCCCCCUUUUUUGCGGCUUCGGGUCAUGAUCUCGAGCGAGGUCCUGAUUUUCGAGCGCAUAAGGCUGCUUUCUUCUUUAAACUUGAAAGAGAGCUGGAAAAGAUCAAUGCUUUCUAUCUUCAAAAAGAAGCGGAAGUGACGCUACGGAUGGAGACCCUCCUAUCUAAGCGUAGAGCAGCGGCAAUGAGGGGUAUCCCAGACACGUCAGGCAAUAUAACUGCGAGUCAUGUCGAGUGGAGCGCAGUGGAGGAAGGGUUUCGAUUAUUAGAACGAGACUUGGGCAAACUUCAGCUGAUUUCAGAACUUGCGGAUACCGUAGCGACAUGCUUGCUAAACAUUACUGACCUAUCUUCCGGAUUGAAAUUUGAAGGCCCUGGUGCAAGCGACAUCUUUGCUCAACAAAUCUUGACGGAGAUUACUCCACCGACCGGCCCUUUCCGUGAUCUUGAAAGUAACUUUCACAAGGCCCUUGCAGCCAAUGACGCUGCGGCUCUUAUAGACUGCGUCCAUUACUCUGAUCUCCUUGCUCAACAAUCGGGUGGACUGGGCAAUGUAACACGAAUUCUCUGGAAUAUCAUCAUUGAAGCGCCCCCGGAUCUUACAGACCUCAUUUUGGCAACCCUCACUAGUCCAUUCGAUUUUCAAUUUAUUGACGAUAUCAACGGACGGACAUGCCUUCACGAAGCUGCUAUCGCUGGAGCCCAGAGAAUGGUAUCUCUAUGCAUUGAAAAUAACGUCCCUGUGGAUAAGUGCGAUGUAUAUGGUCGGACAGCUCUACAUUAUGCUGCUAUGAGAGGGCAUGCACAUGUUUGUGAUCAACUCCUGGAUGCAAGCGCUUCUCCGAAUAUUCUUGAUAGAGACAAUUACAGCCCUCUGGUAUACGCUACCCUGAAGGGCGACGUUGGCUGUGUUCGUGUUCUUUUUGAAAAGGGCCAUGUUCAAGCCCAACCUCCUAUGCCAUCUGGAGAUUUUAGUCCGCUGUCACUGGCUGCCCAAGCAGGUCAUGUCGACGUUGUUGUGUUAUUGCUUGAACAUGGAGCGACCUCGAUGCCAAAUAGCAAUGGUGAGUAUCCUAUCCAUCUUGCAGCACGCCAAGGCCACGAUGCCAUUUGUCGGCUGCUUCUUCACCUCGAUGGCUGGGAUACUCCAGAUAAGUAUCACGAAUGGACACCUCUAUUUCAUGCUGCAAGGUAUGGACACGCCGAAUGCGUUCAAAUCCUUGUAUCUGGUAACUGUCGCGUCUCCUUAAAGGACGAACUUGGACAUUAUGCAUCUCAUUAUGCCGCGUGGUAUGGCCAUCAGUCUUGCCUGGAAAUUCUGUUAUCUGUCACAAAAGACACCCCAAACUUAACUCAAUUCCCUGUUGGCCAUAGUCGCUCCCCUUGGUCAGAUGGGGGUUCUGUCGGUGACUUUGAGAUCGACCAAAUUCCAUCGUUGUCCCUACCACCUCCAAUUAUGCCUCAUCGCGUAUAUGGACACAAUUACCUGGUAAACUCGCAUUUCGUACAAGUCUCGAUUGGGCGAUCAACCAACAAAACUAACGGAAGCAGUGGUGUGCGCCUACAUCAUCGCCUCAUCAGUCCAUUUUUCAAGGACGAAUAUCUUCUUUCCACAACUCCUCUGAAACUUGUCAUGACGGCGGGCCCACAUGUAAACUCCGCCCCGUACACUAUAUCUCUUCCUCAGAAUAGCGAUGAAGGAUCGUUUUCGUUCCAGAUCGCUUCUUUGGACCAUCUAGCUCUAGAGUUUUCAGUGUACCCGAAUUUUGGCACCAAAACGAUAGGCCGUGCAGUGGCCUUGCCCGGGAUGUUCCAGGAUAUAAAAAAUAAUCAAUUUUUCACGCUGCCUAUUGUCGACAACAGGUUGCAUGUUAUCGGCGAGGUUGACUUCGAAAUUAAUAUUAUCACUCCAUUCAAAGGCGUUACACUGGAAGUGGGCGGGGAUUUGGAAACAUACUGGAAAUCAACAGCGGUUGCAGCUGGUAAUCUAUUGGCUCCCCUUCGCACACCCCGUCGUCCGAAUCAUAUUGGGUCUGUACAUGCAUCCCCCGUUUAUAACGCCAGUAAUGCCACCAGUCAGACAUUAGCGAUCUCAUCUCUUCAGGGAAACUACCUAUAUAUUGUUAUUCAAGUCACUCGGGAUCAUCACCCCGUGGUAUUCUUCGAUUGGCUUCUUCCUGGCAUCAACUUCGAACUCGGUGUAGCUGAUGUUACGUUGGCGCAGUUUGAGGCUUUAGCAAGAUCUGUUGGGAAAGAUAUGGAUGGGAUUCCACCAGGUACAUCUAUUGACUGGAAUAAAUACCUGCCUCCGGCAAUGAUAUCGUUGGAUAAAUUAUUGAAGCUUCUUUCACCGACUGUCAAUGUGUUGUUUGACUUGGCCUAUCCCUCCGAAAUUACCACAAAGUCGUUGAAUCUACAUCGACUCAAUCUCAAUGAAUUUGUGGGCUCAGUACUUCAGACGAUUUUUAAUGUAUCAGAUCCUCUCGAAACGCAAUUACCUAGAAGAAAAAUCGCAUUCAUGUCUUUCUCACCGGAUGUUUGCUCGGCUUUAAACUGGAAACAACCUAAUUAUCCUGUUUUCUUUGGCACCGUCUGCGGCAAAAAUCCCAUUGACAAUCCUUCUCAAACGGCAUGUGGGUCUGGAAAUGAUGACAAACGGGUUUCGAGCGUUGGUGCAGCUGUAGAGUUUGCAAAAGCGAACAAUCUAUUGGGAAUAUUUGUUGAAACACAACUCUUGAACAAGCGUUGA